UUGUGAGAAUAAAAAUUAAAUAUAUUUAAUUUCUGUAAUAUAUUAGUUUCGAAAUGUCUGGCAACACUAGUUUACACAUAACACGUGGUUUUAUUUAUCAAAAUGUCAGCUAUAAGGGAUAUCAGUAAACCUAAAACCCGACGUGGGAAGAAAUUUUUAGAAAAUAAAUCACCAAAAGUGAUUGAAAAUGUUAAAACAACUCUUUUCAUACGUGGAUCGACGGCAAAUAAUACAGUUCUUACAGCCAUGAAGAAUUUGAAUUCAUUAAAGAAGCCUCAUGGUGUUUUUUUCAACAGAAAGAAUGAAAUGAGACCAUUUGAAGAUAUUAUACCAAUAGAAACUUUUUGUCAGAAAAAUGAUGCUUCCCUUUUUAUGUUCGGAUCUCAUAAUAAGAAGCGGCCAAAUAAUUUAAUAAUUGGCAGAAUGUAUGAUUUUCAUCUGCUUGACAUGUUUGAACUGGGCGUAGAAAAGUUUAAAUCACUUGAAGACUUUAAGGUGCCAAAAAUUUCUUGCAGUACAAAACCACUUUUAUUAUUUGUGGGAGAAUUAUUUGAAGACCCCAUUUAUCAGAGACUUAAAAAUCUAUUAAUAGAUUUUUUUCGAGGACCAGAGAUUUCGAUGAUAAGGCUCCAAGGUCUAGAACACGUCAUUAUGAUUACGGCAGAUGAUGGAAAAUUGUAUUUUAGAAGUUACAGAAUUGUGAUGAAGAAAUCUGGGAUGAAAACUCCUUAUAUAGAAUUAAUAGAGAUUGGACCAUCUCUAGAUAUGGUGUUGAGAAGGAAUAAAAUGGCUUCAGAUGAUUUUUUCAAACUAGCAAGGAAACAGCCAAAAGUAUUAAAGCCAAAAAAGGUAAAGAAUAUAAAGAAGAAUGUAUUUGGUUCCAAACUUGGACGAAUCCACAUGAAACGACAAAAUUUCAAACAGUUAAAUACUCGAAAGAUGAAAGGACUGAAGAAGAAUUUUCCUUCUGGCAGCAAGCGUAAAGGACGUGCAAAUUCUGGUCCUCCAGCUAAAAAAGCUAAAGCAUAAAUAAAUUGAGGCACAAAAAUA
This is a messenger RNA of Centruroides sculpturatus (bark scorpion), 1050 nucleotides long. RefSeq names its product ribosome production factor 2 homolog (gene Non3). Gene Ontology annotation, cellular component: nucleolus. Lineage: Eukaryota; Metazoa; Arthropoda; Arachnida; Scorpiones; Buthidae. Gene Ontology annotation, biological process: maturation of LSU-rRNA from tricistronic rRNA transcript (SSU-rRNA, 5.8S rRNA, LSU-rRNA); ribosomal large subunit assembly. Bases 103 to 1029 code for a protein of 308 amino acids. The record is from RefSeq and is a predicted model, not a curated record. The transcript is spliced from 9 exons. Gene Ontology annotation, molecular function: rRNA binding.